AUGUCUUUCGGCGAGGGAACCUACUACGUGUACACCUCUCUCAACAGCCACAAGGCCAUCGACCUCGAGGCAUCCGAGCCCACCGGCCGCGUCAUCGAAUACCAAUCCCAUGGCGGCAAAAACCAGCAGUGGCGCAUGACCAAAAUCACCCACGAGGAAUACAGCAUCCAAAGUGUCGCCACCAACACCUACAUCACGGCUCCGAAUGGAGACGACAUGACCGCCAGAGGCUCCAAGCUAGCCCCUGAGUGCAACAGCGUUGCCCGCUGGAAGAUUGUAAAGGCCAGCUCCAAAGGCGACGCCUAUUUUGUCCGCAACGUGGCGUAUCCUAACAAGGUCCUCGACGUGUCUGGCAGCAACCAGGCGGACUUGACUCCCAUCCUCGUUUAUACCUACCAUGGAGGCAACAACCAGCAGUUUACCUUCAAGGAGGUGUAA
Molecule: messenger RNA, 438 nt
Organism: Trichoderma harzianum CBS 226.95
Lineage: Eukaryota; Fungi; Ascomycota; Sordariomycetes; Hypocreales; Hypocreaceae
Product: carbohydrate-binding module family 13 protein
Exons: 4
Coding region: 1-438 (145 amino acids)
Source: RefSeq, a predicted model, not a curated record